AUGUCACACAAUUGGAAUUCAACAAAUAACGUGACACCAGAUGUUGAUGAUUUUAUUAUUGCAGAUGAUGAUAAUACAGGUAAUACUAGGUCACUGAAUGCCAACAACACUUCCUCAACAUCACCAUUUUCAGCAUUCAAUUUUGUUCCUAAAGUUGAUUUAUCUACAGCAUUUGGACCAUUUUCCGGGUUUGCUGGAGGUAGCGGUGAUUCUGCAUUACCAUCCAAUGUCAAAAUAAAAGAAAGACAAUAUACUGGUGGUGAUACAUUAGAUGAACCAGUUUGGGAAACACUAAAGAGAGAUUUAUUACAAAUUGGGAAAAGAUUAGCUAUUGUUGUAUGGCCAAUGCAAUUGGCAAAUUUAGCUAAACAACAACAAUCGAGGUUUUUAACUUUUGCACAAUCUAAUGGAAUUAGUAUUCCUGAAUCUUUAGGUAAUGUGAUGUCUGUAAACCAGGGAGAGGAAGAGGAGGAAGAAACAGGAAUUUCAAGUAAUCAAUUGAUUAAUCAAGAUAAUUUGGAUUGGGAUCUUUGGGGACCACUUAUAUUCUCCUUGGUUUUUUCGAUUGUAUUGGCGUUUACAAACAAAAAACAAACUACUGAAGUAUUUAGUGGCUCAUUUGCAUUCAUUUGGAUUUUUUAUUUUGUCAUUGGAUUAAACGUUCAAUUAUUAGGGGGUACUAUUUCAUUUUUGUCAGCUAUUAGCGCUAUCGGUUAUUCAAUGUUCCCAAUUGUUGUUGGGGAGUUGAUAAGUACGUUGGUAAUUAAAUGGAGAUGGUUGAGAAUUAUAGUCAUGAUCGUGUUGGAUGCUUGGAGUAUAUUUGCUGGUGUAAUGAGUGUAAAAUGUUCGGGUGUAUUUCCAGGUAGAGUUUUGUUGGCCAUGUAUCCGGUUGCUCUUUUCUACUCAGUCCUUAGUUGGUUAGUUAUUAUCUCAUAG
Molecule: messenger RNA, 936 nt
Organism: Candida tropicalis MYA-3404
Lineage: Eukaryota; Fungi; Ascomycota; Pichiomycetes; Serinales; Debaryomycetaceae
Exons: 1
Coding region: 1-936 (311 amino acids)
Biological process (GO): endoplasmic reticulum to Golgi vesicle-mediated transport
Cellular component (GO): trans-Golgi network; membrane
Source: RefSeq, a predicted model, not a curated record